Molecule: messenger RNA, 600 nt
Organism: Racocetra fulgida
Lineage: Eukaryota; Fungi; Glomeromycota; Glomeromycetes; Diversisporales; Gigasporaceae
Source: the annotation of a GenBank genome assembly
AUGUUUGCUGAUUUUAAAUUGGCUACUGAGGGGAAGUUGAGGUCGGUAGAACCCAAUGUUAUCCGUUCCAAUAAUCUUGAAGUUCUUUUGACUAGCAUCAAUAAUAAUCACUGGGAUAUUUUUAAUGUCUUAAACAAAAAAAAACCAGAAUCUUUAACUGAAUUAGCCAAACUCCUGAAUCAAGCUAUGGGAAUUGUCAAACUAAAAAAAGAAGGUAAAGAGACAAGACCUAUUGUUUUAUAUGACGAAAUUAAAUUAUUAUCAGAACUUACGAUUAUGACUGAAAAUAAAAAUAACCAAACCGAAGAAAUGACCUUUUUAGUUAUUGCCAAUCAACCCGGAGUGAAGGAAGAAAUAACUAGGCAAGAUAUACAAAGAGCUUUAAUAAGUCAGCAAGAAUUUAUUGAAAAAAAUCUAUCCCAAAACUCAAUACUUAAUUCGGCUAUUAUCGGAGAAAGAAAAGGGUUGGUGAUGGUAAAGGUUCAUCUUUCAGAUGAAACUACUCGGGAAACAAUUCGUAAGGCUAACGGCAUUGAUGUUACAGAAGCUAUUUUUCAAGAUGAGAAAACUGCUAAGGAAUAUCGAGGAUACGAAUUCUGA